GACGUAGUUGGCUGUGUAGGUAAAUCGUUAACGUAAAUAAGGAAAAUUUAAGAAUGCUUUGCUUUAUUAGUUAUGUGCAUUGUGUUUCAUUAUUUCCGUUAUUUUAUGUGUGUAUUGUAUAGUGAGCUUGUUUCCAUGUGACAUAUUCAUUUGAGAUGGAGCUUCUUUGUGAUUUAGCACGUUGGUUUCAGUUAAUUUGAUUCAACAGAAAAUGUGUCCUUUAAGUAACGGGUUAACAUUAUAAUUGAUUGUUAUAAACUAUGACAUUAAAUAAUGGCUGAUGUUCGAAUGAACCUUAUGUAUUAGCAUAUAUUGUAAUGUAAAUGUAUAUUUGCUUUUAUUAUUACGAAAACAGCAUGGCGAUCUCAAUAGCCAUUCUGGACUGUGAUCUACUGUUGCAUGGCCGCGGUCACAAGACCCUGGACCGGUUCGACGUGGGCUUGGUGUCAGACGAAUUCCUCCUUACGCAGUUUGGCUUCCCCAGAGAGUUCAUUCUGUACUUGGUGGAGUUACUCAGAGAGUCCCUCUGUAGACGCACACAGAGGUCCAGAGCCAUCAGUCCUGAGGUCCAGGUGCUGGCUGCGUUGGGCUUCUACACAUCAGGUUCCUUCCAGACUUCAAUGGGAGAUACUAUUGGAAUCAGCCAAGCGUCAAUGUCCAGAUGUGUUUCCAAUGUGACCAGAGCUUUGGUUGAGAAAGGUCCUCAGUUCAUCACGUUGAAUAGAGACGCCGCGAUCCGAGAGCAGACCUUCCAGGAGUUCCAGAGGGUGGCGGGAUUGACAGGCGUUGUGGGAGUGCUGGACUGCGUUCAGGUCGCCAUCAAGGCUCCUAACAGUGAAGACUCAUCGUACGUGAACAAGAAAGGGUUUCACUCCAUUGGCUGUCAGCUAGUUUGUGAUGCCAGAGGCUUGUUACUUAGCGCAGAAACUCACUGGCCCGGUGGGCUCAGAAGCAUAGACGUUCUGGAAAGAUCUGCCCUUUACAAAAAACUUCAGGAAACUGAGGAGGGCUAUUUUCUGGGUGACAGCCGUUAUCCUCUAAGGAAGUGGUUGAUGACCCCGGUGGAUUGCCCUGAAUCCCCUGCAGAGUUUGGAUACAAUCUUGCUCACGUGGCUACGCAUGAGAUUGUGGAUAGAACGUUUCGAGCCAUCCAGACCAGAUUCAGAUGUUUAGAUGGCACUAAAGGAUAUUUGCAGUACUCACCAGAAAGGAGUUCAUCCAUCGUGUUGGCUUGUUGUGUUCUCCACAAUGCCUCCCUGCAGUCAGGAUUAGAUGCCUGGACUCUGGAAAGGACAGACCCCCUGGAGCAGCUGGAAACUCUGGAGCAGAGACCCGAGGACCGUGACGGUCAGGCUGAGGAACUGCGCAAACAGCUCAUCGGGAAACACUUCAGCUAAUGUAUGCCUGGACUCUCUACGGCUUUGUUCAAGAACAACUGGAACUCACACAGGAUGGAGUUCUAUAUAAAGCAAGAAAGUCAAGAGACAGUGAUGCUGAUGCAGAUUUUUAAUAUUUUGCUGGUUUCUACACUACUAUAACAUAGGCAUAUAUGUAGGAACAUGCAAGACACUGUACAACAACAACAACAAUCCCCUGUGGACAUUACUUGAUUUUUUUCCUCACGCAGCUUUCCCAAACAAUUUAGUUUCAUUGUUGUCCAAGUUUAGGAAAAAGUGACCAAACCCUCCAUCCAUCCCUCUUCUUCCCCUAUUAAAGGCCUUUGCAACGUGUUUCCACAGGCAAGUAUGUUGUUGCAGUCCACAAACUAGGCCUCUAUUUACAACUGCACAUCAUUUAUGUACACCAAUGCAUUGACAUUGCUGAGACAACCAUGACAAAAUGCCAUUUUGCGGGGUAGAUCAAACCACAGCAAUGGUGAGAUGGAGCUAGACAGAUCACCUCUGUGGUCACUCUAGGGCAUUAGAAUCUAUGUACUGUACCAAAUUUCUCACAAGAACAGAACAGUGGUGAAGAAAAGAAUGUUUUACAUGAAGUUAUUUUUGAAGAUGCUAGUGGUGUUUCACAUCUGGAAAUUUAAUGCGAUAAUAUACACACUUUCUACAAACCGCGAAUGUUUUACAUGAAGAUCUUUUGGAAGAUGCUAGUGGUGUUUCACAUCUGGAAAUUUAAUGCGAUAAUAUACACACUUUCUACAAACAGCAAUAAAUACGUACACACA
Molecule: messenger RNA, 2179 nt
Organism: Phycodurus eques (leafy seadragon)
Lineage: Eukaryota; Metazoa; Chordata; Actinopteri; Syngnathiformes; Syngnathidae
Gene: harbi1
Product: harbinger transposase derived 1
Exons: 5
Coding region: 324-1397 (357 amino acids)
Source: RefSeq, a predicted model, not a curated record